AAACAUACAAGCUGGAUGCAAUAACACGUCCUCGAACGCGUAAAGUCGAAGACAGACAAUAUACACGGACAUUUCGAGUCCCGUCAAGCCGCUAUUCCACUUCGGGUCCCUGGGCGGCUUCCGUUGUGACUUGCACCGUGGAUCUCUCGCUGCUCGCUCCAAGUGACUUCAGUCGACUACUGCGCCUGACUGAACAGUGCUCUGCGACCUUUUGGAUCAAUUACCCUGCCUACUGCUCAACCGUCAUUAUGGGUGUGCCAUUCGAGGCUCUGCUUCCCUAUGGGAUCAUCGUCGGCAUGUACGCCGUCACCGGAGUCGGCCUCAGUGUUACGAAGUAUUUUGUCAACGAUCACAAGAAAGCAAGGUGGAAUAGAGAUGCUUGGGAUAAAAUUACAGUGAUGGAAAGAGAUCUACGAAUAACUGGAAGUUGGAGGGGUCAAUCCACGAACCCAGAGGCCCCUGCUGGCUUCGAAGUUAGCAACCCAUGGAGACUUGAGAAGAGGACCUUCUAAUCGAGGACAAAUACUGGUUAACACGGUGAUGUUUGGCGACAUGAUAUUCAAUUUUUAUAUGAGCCGUGAUUCCUUUCUUUAAAUAGAUCAUUUUGUACAGUACUGCUGGGAGAAAACAGACUGGCGACCAAAUUACAAGUUUUCUCUUGGGUUUUUGACUUUUGCCAUCUAAUCCCUCUAAUUCUUCCAUUAAAUUAAUGAUUAGACCAUGGCUAAGAGGCGUUGUCACGCUCUCAGCGUGGAUUCCCAGGCAAUGACCGUCUACUAAUACCUAACCGCAAUCCUGAUUAGAGCUCUUUCAAUCAUUAUUCAACCUCUUUGCGGAACAGGGAAUUUCUCAAUGCACAUCAUCAAUAGAUCAUUUCCCAUAGGGUAUUUUAGCGACUAUCAAAGAAUUGACAUUGC
Messenger RNA from Talaromyces proteolyticus, 917 nucleotides. RefSeq lists its product as uncharacterized. NCBI's taxonomy places the organism in Eukaryota, Fungi, Ascomycota, Eurotiomycetes, Eurotiales, Trichocomaceae. The record is from RefSeq and is a predicted model, not a curated record. The coding region runs from base 249 to 512 and encodes 87 amino acids. The transcript is spliced from 5 exons.